AUGAAACUACAAAGGAAUGAGCUGUAGUUAUUUGGCUUUCAGUAUAUAGAGUGGGGUUUGUGUGGCAUAUUAUUUGCUGUUUGCCUGAUAACUUAAUGAUUUUGUAUUUAGAUGCUACUUCUGUAGAACAUCUGUUUACAGGAUUUGAUAUAAAACAGUGAAACUGACUUGGUAUGAAUUUAGUUAGGAACGUCCUCAGUGAAUUGAUUUCUGGCUGAUUUGGUGCAAAGAUCCCAGAGAUUGAAGCAGGAAUGUACACAAAGCAAGAAAGAGACUGCAGGGAAGAAGAAGCAAUGCAUAAUUUGUGUGCUACAAAUAAAAGAACAGAGCAGUGUUGUACGGAGCAUAGAGAGAGACUGGAGUUAUUUUGUAAGGAGGACGAGACCUUUAUCUGUGUCCUGUGUGUUCCCAGACAUUCUAGCCACAGUUUUGUGUUCCUGCAUGAGGCACUCAGUGUGUAUAAGGACAAGAUAAAAAUAGCUUUAACAUCUCUAGAAUCCAAAGAGAAAGAAUUUAAAUACAUGCAAAACCAUCAUGAGAAGGAAAUUGGAGAUAUAAAAGAAGAGGUUUUUAAUUUGGAGAAAUACAUUAAACAACAAUUUGCAGAAUUGCACCAGUUUCUCCUAGACAAGGAAGAACAACUCAUCCAGCAGCUGAAGAAUGAUGAAGCAAAUACUCUAAAAUGGAUGGAAGGAAAUCUUGAGUGCAUUAAACAAGAGAUCGUUACCUACCUUGUGACAGACUCUGAUGGCAACUUGGAGGACAAGAUUAAAGAAGAGGACAGCCUGAAAAUAAUGGAAGAAAAUGUUAAAUCUGUUGAAAAUGAUGCUGUAGCCAUUAUGGGCGUUAGUCACAGCAACAUGGAGAUCACACAACCGGAACCUGUUGGUUUGCUAACAGUACCAGGAACUUUUGAAGAUGUCACAGUUACUUUCACAGAAGAGGAAUGGAAAAUGUUAAGGAAACAAGAUAAGGAGCUGUACAGGGACGUGAUGGUACAGAACUAUGAAACCUGUGUGUCUGUUGGAUACAAAAUUCCUCCAGAGAAGUUAUUAUGGCUAUUUAAAGCAGAUGAAGUUCCAAAGGAUAUUGUGAAGGGAAUAAAUAUCUCGAAGCAGAAGGAUCAUUCUGAAGAUAACUUCAACAGUAUGAAGAGUGCAGACUGCAAUGUGAAUUGCAGUCAACAGCCAACACUUGUGAGAUCACAGUUGCAUCACCCUAGAAGGAACCUCCAGCAGAGGUCUCAACCUGGAAAGGACAUUAACGAGGUGUAUCUCACUCAUGUACCACAGCUUCUUUCAGAUCAUCACUGCCACCAAACCCCUGAAUGUGACAAUGGAGCACCUGCAGCACAUCACCCGACAGAGCAUCUACUACCACUGCGUACUCAGCCAGUGAAGGUGUAUGAUGAGCUUUCUCUUACUCCUACUCCAAGACUUCAAUCAGGACAUGGCUGCAGCAGGAGCUCUGAAUGUGACACUGGAACACCUGCAGCACAUCAUCUGACAGAGCAUCUACAGCCACGUGCUCAGCAGGUGAAGGUGUAUGACGAGCUUUCUCUUACUCCUACUCCAAGACUUCAAUCAGGACAUGGCUGCAGCAGGAGCUCUGAAUGUGACACUGGAACACCUGCAGCACAUCAUCUGACAGAGCAUCUACAGCCAUGUGUUCAGCAGGUGAAGGUGUAUGAUGAGCUUUCUCUUACUCCAAGACUUCACUCAGGACAUGGCUGCAGCAGGAGCUCUGAAUGUGACACUGGAACACCUGUAGCACAUCAUCUGACAGAGCAUCUACAGCAACGUGCUCAGCAGGUGAAGGUGUAUGAUGAGCUUUCUCUUACUCCUACUCCAAGACUUCACUCAGGACAUGGCUGCGACAGGAGCUCUGAAUGUGACACUGGAACACCUGCAGCACAUCAUCUGACAGAGCAUCUACAGCCACGUGCUCAACAGGUGAAGGUGUAUGAUGAGCUUUCUCUUACUCCUACUCCAAGACUUCAUUCAGGACAUGGCCGCAGCAGGAGCUCUGAACAUAACACAACUAAGAGAUUUCACUCAAAAAAAGAAACGCACAAAUGUGGUGAAUGCAAUAAAUCUUUCACACAUGCCAGUAGCCUGAGAAAUCAUAAAGUCGUUCACACAGGAUUGAAACCAUAUAAAUGUACUGAAUGCAGUAAGUGUUUCACACAGCUAAGCAGUCUUCAAAGUCAUUAUGUCAUUCACACAGGAGUGAUGCAAUAUGAAUGUUCCGAGUGCAAUAAAGGUUUCACACAUGCCAGUAGCCUGAGAAAUCAUAAAGUCAUUCACACAGGAUUGAAACCAUAUAAAUGUACUGAAUGCAGUAAAUGUUUCACACGGCUAAGCAGUCUUCGAAGUCAUUAUGUCAUUCACACAGGAGUGAUGCAAUAUGAAUGCACUGAGUGCAAUAAGAGUUUCACACAGCUAAGGAAUCUUAAAAAUCAUUAUGCCAUUCACACGGGAUUGAAACCAUAUAAAUGUACAGAGUGCAAUAAGGGUUUCACACAGCUAAGGUAUCUUAAAAGGCAUUAUGCCAUUCACACGGGAUUGAAACCAUAUAAAUGUGCAGAGUGCAAUAAGAGUUUCACACAGCAAAGCAAUCUUCGACGGCAUUGUGCCAUUCACACAGGAUUGAAACCGUAUAAAUGCACUGAGUGCAAUAUGUGUUUCACAGUGCUAAGCAACCUUCAAAGGCAUCUUUUCACUCACACAGGAGAGAAGCGAUAUGAAUGCACUGAGUGCAAUAAAGGUUUCACACGGCUAAGGAGUCUUCGAAAACAUUAUGCCAUUCACACAGGAUUGAAACCAUAUAAAUAUACUGAGUGCAAUAAGGGUUUCACACAGCUAAGUAAUCUUUGACGGCAUGCCAUUCACACAGGAUUGAAACCAUAUAAAUAUACUGUGUGCAAUCAGAGUUUCACACAGCUAGGCAAUCUUUGAGGGCAUUAUGCUAUUCACACAGGAUUGAAACCAUAUAAAUGUACUGAGUGAAAUAAGGGUUUUACACAGCUAAGUAAUCUUUGACGGCAUUAUGCCAUUCACACAGGAUUGAAACGAUAUAAAUGUACUGAGUGAAAUAAGGGUUUCAUACAGCUAAGGUAUCUUCAACAGCAUUAUGCCAUUCACACAGGAUAGAAACGAUAUAAAUGUACUGAGUGCAAUAAGGGUUUUAUACAGCUAACGUAUCUUCAACGGCAUUAUGCCAUUCACAAAGUAUUGAAAUCAUAUAAAUGUACCGAAUGCAAUAAGAGUUUCACACAGCUAGGCAGUCUUCAGCAUUAUGCCAUUCACACAGGAAAGUCCAAAUGGAGAGACGAAAAGUCAGCAAUCAAAGGAGAGUAGUAGUGCUGAAAUUGAAUUCAUCCUCCAGUCUUGGUGAGUACCUUCGUGAAGUGGACCCUGGUUUCACAAAAUCUCCCCAAGGCAAUACUUAUAUAGAGACUGUAUUUAUAUAGCAUAUAUCAUGGACAGAAGUAGGUCAAAAGCUAAAAAACACAGCUGGGUGCAAGAAACCCAGAAUAAAAGAGUGCCCAAUCCUGGUAGGUGCACUGGUGCCAGGACUGGAAAAGAUGACUUGUGUAGAAUCCUCGAAACACUGAAACAGUACUGCAAUGAGGCUAGGCCAGGCCCAGGAGGAGGAUGAACCCCCUGUUGUAGAAGGAAGUAGUAGUCCACAAAAAUCAGAAAAAAUGAUAGGCCAAAG
Messenger RNA from Protopterus annectens (West African lungfish), 3720 nucleotides. Its product is annotated as zinc finger protein 813-like. Gene Ontology annotation, biological process: regulation of DNA-templated transcription. The record is from RefSeq and is a predicted model, not a curated record. Gene Ontology annotation, molecular function: zinc ion binding. The coding region runs from base 252 to 2876 and encodes 874 amino acids. The transcript has 6 exons. Lineage: Eukaryota; Metazoa; Chordata; Ceratodontiformes; Protopteridae.